UAACCUCCCUAAGUGAACUCAUUAAUCUCUUUCAUAAAUUUCCUCUCGGCUGCCAUAAAUCUCUCGAGUAGCCGUAACUCGCGCUCGGCAACAAUGAGUACGGUCACCGCCGGUGAUACUCCCUCCGUCGCUCCCAACAUGACCAUCUACAUCAACAACCUCAACGAGAAGAUCAAGAUCGAAGAGCUUAAAAAGUCACUCCAUGCUGUUUUCUCUCAAUUUGGAAAAAUAUUGGAAGUCUUAGCCUUCAAGACGUUGAAACAUAAAGGACAAGCAUGGGUUGUGUUUGAGGAUGUUUCUUCAGCGACUGAAGCACUUAAGAGGAUGCAAGGAUUCCCAUUCUAUGACAAACCUAUGAGAAUCCAAUAUGCUAAGACGAAAUCAGAUGUUAUAGCGAAGGCUGAUGGCACUUUUGUUCCUCGAGAAAAACGGAGGCGGCAUGAUGACAGAGCUGAAAGAAAGCGCAAGGAUCAACAUCAUGAUGCAAAUCAAGCAGCUAUGGGACUGAACCCAGCUUAUGCUGGUGCCUAUGGUGCUGUUCCACAGCUAUCUCAACUACCUUAUCCUGGAGGUGCCAAGUCUAUGCUUCAGGAGCUUCCAGCUAUGCCAAACAACAUCUUGUUUGUUCAGAAUCUACCCCAUGAUGCUACGCCAGUGAUGCUCCAAAUGCUUUUCUGCCAGUAUCCGGGACUUAAGGAGGUAAGGAUGGUGGAAGCAAAGCCAGGGAUUGCUUUUGUGGAGUAUGGUGAUGAGAUGCAAGCUUCAGUGGCAAUGCAAGCUCUCCAGAAUUUCAAGAUCACGCCUCAAAAUUUGAUGGUUAUCACAUAUGCAAAGAAGUAAAUCCUUCCUCAUCUUGGGUAUGUAUUUUACCUAUGGAAGAUCUUGCUGGACCGUGCCCUUGUACAAUUCAUGUUUAUGUUAGAAUUUGAUAGGAAUUUCUAAAUCUUUAUAUUUUACUGACAAUUUUCGGAGAGUGGUCAUUUACAUUGUGGUCCUUAAAACAUUUAGGAAAGCAGUUAACUGCAUCAAUGCUAGGUAUUAUAUACUAUUGCUUAUAUUAGCACCUACGUUCCCCUGAUACCUGGUAGCGUAGUAGAUUUCUGGAAUGAUACGUUUGACAGAGGAGCUCCAUUAAUCUGAAGUUUGACCACUGUUAGCUGGGUUGUUGGCGAA
Messenger RNA from Asparagus officinalis (garden asparagus), 1173 nucleotides. RefSeq names its product U1 small nuclear ribonucleoprotein A-like. Lineage: Eukaryota; Viridiplantae; Streptophyta; Magnoliopsida; Asparagales; Asparagaceae. Gene Ontology annotation, molecular function: U1 snRNA binding. Bases 94 to 840 code for a protein of 248 amino acids. Gene Ontology annotation, cellular component: U1 snRNP. Gene Ontology annotation, biological process: mRNA splicing, via spliceosome. The record is from RefSeq and is a predicted model, not a curated record. The transcript is spliced from 5 exons.